Molecule: messenger RNA, 4830 nt
Organism: Saitoella complicata NRRL Y-17804
Lineage: Eukaryota; Fungi; Ascomycota; Saitoellomycetes; Saitoellales; Saitoellaceae
Exons: 2
Coding region: 1-4830 (1609 amino acids)
Biological process (GO): chromatin remodeling; negative regulation of transcription by RNA polymerase II
Cellular component (GO): nucleus; chromatin
Molecular function (GO): histone binding; ATP hydrolysis activity; ATP-dependent chromatin remodeler activity
Source: RefSeq, a predicted model, not a curated record
AUGUCUCUCAUGGACUAUUUCAAACUCGGCACUCCCGAAGCCACCGAAGAAGAUCCAGCAAUGGUACCCGAGGACGCCCAAAGCCUCGCGAGGUCUGUUCUGGACAACACACCUUUACCCACCACCGAGAACGUUGAUCAGCCGAUGGACGAUGCGGAACCUGCGCCCCCAACCCUGCUGCAAAAAGCGAGCAUCGAAGGCGAGGAGGAUGUUCCGCCAGCGGAAGCAAUGGAGAUCGACGGCAACGAUGGAGAGGGGGAGUUGUUGGCGGUGAUUGAACCACCAGCUCUAACGGAGGAGCAGCGCGCGGAGUAUACGUUGGACGAGCACGAAGGAACCAUUUGGAAAAUCCUGGAGACGAUCUCGGAAUCUGGAUAUCGUGUACGGCUCGCGAAUGGCACGGAGAUCGAUCUACCAGCGGGAAAGCUGAGUGCAUACGGGAAUCACCAGGAAGCACUCGAUCAUUUUCGCAAUAAUGGGAACAGCUCAGAAGAUAAUGACUCUUUCGACGAAAUCACAGCCUCCAACUCCAAGUUGGGAUUACGGCGGAAAAGGCUUCGCUCGCUUGCUAAGGUUCGCGGUGCUUCAGUGAACGGGUCAGCACAAAGAUCUAGUCUACGGGUCAGCACACGAUCGAGUGGUGUGGGUACGCACCGUGCACUGCAGUACGCUGACGUUGGAGAGGAUGAUGAGCUACUGGCGUCGAGCGAAGACGAACGGCCUCUUCGCAAGCGGAAAAGGGCACAGGUUGAACCUACACGAAAAUCAGAUCGCGCAAGAGUUGGGAAUAACAAGUACGUUGACACAUACGACUCGGAGGCCAGCGUCGAAGAAGAUUACGUUGAGGUCUCACGGGAAACCUCCUCUGCUCCCCGAUGGAGACCACAAGGUCCAGCCAAAAGGGAAGAAUUCUUUGCUCGUGUUGCGACUGAUGGUCCCUUCGGUCUCGCACAUAACCAGAUAUGCGCGAAAUGCAACCAUUCGUCCGGCAAUGGGCCGUUGGUUUACUGUCAAGGUUGUUCGGACUGUUACCACGAAGCGUGCCUUGGACAGCCGGGAAGUCGUAAGGAUCUUGUGUCGUGGCAUGAUUUCGGUGUCACGGAAGCUUGUAUCUUGCGGUGUGCGCGGUGCGUGAAUAACACGACGCAAGGUAUUUACACAGGGCGGUGCUGUGGGUGUGGUGCUGAAACAAAGUGUGCGGAAUGCCUUGGUGAGCCCGGUAAGCUGAAGGUCAACGAGGCAGAGGGAAUUAUGUUCCGGUGCACUCGAUGUUGCUGCGCCUAUCAUCCAGAGCAUAUUCCACGUCAUGUCAAGAUCGAAGAUGACGGUUUCGACGAUAAAGCCGCAGCCGUGCUCCCUAAUCUUGAGAUCUACAAAUCUAACGGGUGGAAGUGCAAAGACUGCUUGGAAAAUGUGCUCGACGUUGAUGUUGUCGUCGCCUGGCGACCCCUGCCUGGAAAAGAAGAAGCAGAGGGCGAUGAAGCUAUCCUGGGCAAGGAAUACCUUGUCAAGUUUGCCGAUAAGUCAUACCAUCACGUGCAGUGGGUUUCAGCAUACUGGCUCUCAGGUGUUGCUGGCCGAAAGCAAAAGAACUUUGAUUCGAAGUGGCAUGCCCCUGUACAAGACAUUGCGCAAGCAGUACCAGAGGAAUACCUGCGUGUCGAAGUAGUGUUGGAUGUGCUCUACGGCGACGACGAAGGGGAUGCUGAAUUGACUCGCGAUGAUAUGGACUUCGAGAAUGAAGAGGAAGAACUGGCUGCUGUUAAUCAAGUUCGCACGGCGUUUAUCAAAUGGAAGGGCUUGAAUUAUGUUGAUGUUACAUGGGACUUCGUACCUCCCAAAGACUCAGAGCGGUGGGAAGACUUUGCGCGAGCGUACAGAGAGCAUGUGCGGGGCCACUAUAUCAGCAUCGGUACACGCUUAACCACGGAAAUGCGACCGGAUCCGUCGACCGACUUCAAGGCACUGGAGAUCACGGAACAACCUGAAAUUGUCAAGGGCGGUGAACUGAUGCCGCAUCAGAUGGAAGGGUUGAAUUGGCUGUAUUACAAGUGGGUCGAACAACAUCCUGCCAUUCUCGCUGACGAGAUGGGUCUCGGUAAAACAAUUCAGAUUGUUUCAUUCCUCGCCGUGUUGCAUCAGCGAUAUGAUGCAGGACCUUUUCUGAUCAUUGCUCCGAACUCGACCGUACCAAAUUGGAAGCGCGAGUUUGAGAAGUGGGCACCAGGUUUGAGAGUUUGUGCUUUCUACGGAGAUAAGGAGAAGCGCGAGCUGGUGCAGGAGUAUGAGAUGAUCAAUGCCGAAAAGAACUUGAAGUGCCAUGUGGUAAUUACCAGUUACCAAACCCCCCUGGAAGACGGAUCGUUUUUCCGUCGUUUCAAAUGGGAGUGUUUGGUAGUGGACGAAGGGCAGCGUUUGAAGGGUGACGAAACCCAGCUGUAUCAGAUGCUCCUUGGUGUGAAGACUCAUCAUAAAGUGUUGCUGACGGGCACACCCCUUCAGAAUAAUAUCCGGGAACUGUUCAAUCUCCUUCACUUCCUGCAUCCCAAACAAAUCAAGGCUCAGGCUCUAGAGGACCAGUAUGAAGAGAUGAAUUCUGAGAAGCUAUUGGGGCUUCACGAAAUGCUCAAGCCAUACUUCCUGCGACGAACGAAAGAACAAGCGCUCAAAUUCUUACCGCCGAAGCUCGAAGUAAUCGUUCCUCUCAGUAUGACUUCACUGCAGAAGCAAGUGUAUAAGUCAAUCUUAUCCAGGAAUGCGGAACUUCUCAAGAUCAUUGCAGGGCAGAGCAAUGGCUCAACAAAGGUUAAGAACCGAGGGAAAUUGACCAAUAUGCUGAUGCAGUUGAGGAAGACUGUCAACCAUCCGUACCUAUUUGAUCCCAAUAUCGAGGAGAAAGGAGUGGGUCCGGAGAUUGAACUUCGUAAUCUCACAGAAGCCAGUGCAAAACUUAAGCUUCUCGAUGUGAUGCUGCCGAAACUUAAGGAGAAAGGACACCGAGUCCUCAUCUUCUCUCAGUUCGUCAUUAUGCUCGACAUCAUCGAGGAUUGGCUCCGACAGAAGGGCUAUUCCUUCCGUCGUCUUGACGGUAGCUCGGAUUCCCUGGAAAGACAAACAGCUAUUGACGAGUUCAGCGCGCCUGAUUCUGAUGUUUUCUCCUUCAUCUUGUCGACGCGAGCUGGAGGAGUCGGAAUCAACCUGACAAGUGCCGAUACGAUCAUUAUCUUUGAUCCCGAUUUCAACCCGCAUCAGGAUAUGCAAGCACUCGCUCGUGCCCAUCGUAUUGGGCAAAAGAAGAAAGUGCUCGUGCUUUCGUUGGUGACAAGGAACACUGCGGAAGAGAAGAUUCUGCAGAUCGGGAAAAAGAAACUUGUGCUCGAUCACCUGAUCAUCGAGCGCAUGGAUCACAGCGAGGAAGAGACAAUUGAUGUGGAGACUAUACUUCAAUACGGUGCCAAAUCUCUUUUCGAGGAUGAUGGCGAGAAUGAUAUUGUGUAUGACGAUGCUGCAAUCGAGAAGCUACUGGACAGGAACCGGGUUGAGGAUGUCAGUGAAGAGAAAAAUGGAACUGAUGCUGGCCAGUCAUUUUCUUUUGCAAGAGUUUGGGCAAACGACAACACCGCGGAUGGCCGGGACACGCCGGAGGUUCAGGAUCAGUCAUUCUGGGACGAUAUUAUCAAGGAAAGACAAGACACCGCUGCUGCAUUGAAAGCACAAGAGAAGACGGACUUAGGACGCGGGAAGAGGAAGCGUACGAAGCCUCAGGAAUAUGGUGUGCUGGAUGACGAGGAUAACCUAUCUUCAAGACGCAAACUCGACCCUGAGGAUAGCGAUUUCCACGUCAACGACGGAGCCGAGGAAAGCGAACCUAGCGAUGACGAAGUGGAACUUGACCCCGACAACUUGAAGGACUUGCUCACAAACCGGAGUGAGAGUGGACCUAGUAAAUCGGAAUUCCUCGAGCGCACCUCAGGGGCUACCCAGGGUCUACCGUUUGCCGCCAAAACGGCUCCUAUGGCCCACGGGGAGAGAAAGCCGCCAGCACCGGCACCGGCACCGGCACCCAUACCAGCACACAUACCAACACACACACCAGCACCUGUACGAGCAUUUGCACCCGCACUUGCACCCGUACCCGCACUUGCACCCGUACCCGCAUCUGUUCCCGUACCCAGAGCAGGGCCCGGGCCAACCCCGGUUCACAUGUCAGUUUUUCCGGCACACCAACAGGUCCCACAGCCUGGACUCGCGUACCGGUAUGGGACUAGCCGCUAUGAUACAAACCCUGGCUACAGCAUGCGUCCUCUUGCACCUCACGAGGUCGUUGGCAGCGUUGAAUGGCAGCAGUACCAGAUCAUGCAACAGAGGAUGGGCUUUCGCAAACCCAAUCAUCCUGCGAUUCCAGCACAGCACGCUGGAGCUGCUAUGAUGCCAAUGCCACAUGUGAUACCAGCCGGGCCCACGAAGGUUGCCCUGCAGCAAUCGCAGUUCAUCCAGCAGCAUAGGGCAACAUUCCGCACGUGCAAUGCAUGUUCUGGAAAGCACGCCCUUCGAGAAUGCCCUCUCCGAUUUGAGUGGCUUGAAGUGUGCAAGCUCUGUCGAAAGGCUCAUACUGGUGGAAAUCGGAGGUGUUCCCUAUUCCACAGAGAACACCUGGACAAGCUUCUUGCGUUGCGUGAGCUUUUGAGGAGAAGCACAGAAGACCCAGCGAAAGUCAAGCUUGCGACUGCUUACAUUAGGGGUGUCAUCGGAAGUAUUGAGGCAGACCUAAAGAAAGAGCAAGAGUCAAAGACUGCUGAGAAAACGUCUAACCUUGCUGAAAACGUCUGA